Molecule: messenger RNA, 2399 nt
Organism: Anopheles moucheti
Lineage: Eukaryota; Metazoa; Arthropoda; Insecta; Diptera; Culicidae
Gene: nvd
Product: cholesterol 7-desaturase nvd
Exons: 5
Coding region: 286-1668 (460 amino acids)
Biological process (GO): cholesterol metabolic process; chlorophyll biosynthetic process
Cellular component (GO): chloroplast
Molecular function (GO): 2 iron, 2 sulfur cluster binding; chlorophyllide a oxygenase activity
Source: RefSeq, a predicted model, not a curated record
AGUACGCGACGAAUAAGGGAUGUGCAAGAAACACGCUACCACCAGCUAGUCAUCGUGCGGGUUUUUAGCCGGGCGGGCAGGUCACUCGCAGGAGCCAGAAGUUACCCAAAACGUGCCCCAGACGGGACGCAACACAGACCCCGCGUCAACGCGUGCUUUCAGCUGCUCGAGGCGCCGAGUACGGGACGGGUACGGGACGUGUACGGGACGGGGCUGGUUGGUUGGUUCUGCUCUAGUACAGCUACGGUCCACACGUCGCUGACGGCGAUCAGUCGGUUCGGCGCGAUGGAGAAGCUCGGUUCGAUGAUGGAGUACCGAUUGAAGACGCUGACAAGCUGGAUGGUGCGCUCCGGCAAUGGGACGCUCGAGGAACUGCUGCACGACGCCUGCGACACGCUCGUCCAGUGGCCGUGGACCACCGGCCUGCUGUGGUACGGAACACUAGGGCUCGCUCUCACGUACGGAUUCUACCUGUUCUACUAUCAGGCGAUGGUCUGGAAGCGGGAUCUCACCGAUAUUGGCUACAAUCACAUCCUGGAUGCGGCCCGCAUUGGGAAGAGUGACCGGAAACGGGUCGACACGGUCAACAGGGCACGGCGGUUGCGCAAGAUCGGCGAUCGGCUACCGCCACCGUACCCGAACGGAUGGUUCUCGGUGCUGGAGUCGGAAGACUUGGCCACCGGUGAGGCGAAAAGCGUCGACUGUCUCGGUCAGAAUUUGGUCGUCUUCCGGACGGAUACCGGCGAGGUGAACGUGCUGGAUGCGUACUGUCCGCAUCUGGGCGCCAACCUCGGUGUCGGCGGUAUUGUGCGAGGUGACUGCAUCGAAUGUCCGUUCCAUCACUGGACGUUCAGUGGCCGGGACGGUCAGUGUACCAACAUCCCGUACAGCAAGUCCGGCACGGUACCAAAGGUGGCACGACUACGCAAAUGGCGCUCACUCGAGGUGAACGGUUUCAUCUUCGUCUGGCACCACGUUGACGCCGAAGUCGAACCGUGGACGUUCAACGUGCUGCAGGAAAUCGAGGAUGGACGGUGGGUGUACUAUGGUAAGAACGAGUUCCUGGUCAACUGCCACAUUCAGGAUGUGCCCGAAAACGGGGCCGACGUAGCCCAUCUCUCUGCCGUGCACGGACCAAACAUGAUGUCCGGGAGCGAUAUCCGCUAUUCGCGACCUGCCUGGGCCGACUUCGGGAUGCACUCUUGGCUGGCAAGCUGGCAGGCACCUGAUGAGGGGGAACCGGCACACGUCGCCAAGAUGGAUCUGGUACAUUCGUUUCGAAUCUUCAACAAGUUUGAGGUGGGUAGAAUCGAUGUCCGCGCGUAUCAGAUCGGGCCCGGCUAUGUGCAGCUGCUGAUGAACACCAGCAUGGGACCGUUCGUAGUGCUGCAAACGGUGACACCGAUCGAACCGCUCGUGCAGAAGGUUAUCCAUCGGUUUUACGCACCGCGCAACAUAUGGAAUGCCAUCUUCCAGAAGUUUGCCAUCCUGGCGGAGAGCAUCAUGUUCGAACGUGACAUGAUGGUCUGGAACCAUAAGCAGUUCAUCGACAAUCCACUACUGAUCAAGGAGGAUCGGUUGAUCAAGAGCUACCGGAAGUGGUACAGCCAGUUCUAUUCCGAAAACAGUGUCAGCUUCACGAUGGCCAAGGAAAAGCUCGACUGGUGAUGCAUCAUAGUGCGGUGGCAAAGCCACUGCCUUCAAAUACCCCAAAUAUAUAUAUAUAUAGCUAUAUAAAUAGGUUUGUUUACAUAAUGCGCCCGUCAGGAGCGAUUGUUUAGGCGUCCGUAGACAUCCCACAAUACUAGAGCAUCGGUUGCGGAGCAUUACGCAAUGAACAGACCGUAACAGUGAUCUUGUUGUACUUAGUGCUUUCCGAAUCGACAUUAGGUUGAAUCUGCAUUACUACUAGCUUAUAAAUUGAGGAGAGAGAACACAACACAACAAACUCUCCGCCCGCAAAAAAUGGCAAUAAUAAUCAAACAAGCGAACGGGCAGGCGUGCCUAUUCGUACGGGGGAGAGGAAACCUUCUAGGUGACAAGUUACCAUGUUAGAGAUAGGAUUAUGAACAGAAUAAAGAUAAUCAGUUUUGUAUUUUAACGUAACGCUCGUAUCGAAGUUCAUUUGUGUGGUGGAGGAGUAGGGUGCUUAUCUCUUUUCGGCCAACAAUCUAUAUUCACCGUUUGUUUUCUACGUCGACUUGCUCUCCUUGCGUCGCCUAUCAAUCGGCAGAUGUUUCACGUGAUUGGCGCUGGCGGGAAUACCGGAAGUUAAGGCAGGAUUCACAGGCCCUUUUUGGGCGAUCCAUUAAAUAGCGAUUGAUCACAUUUUCAUUAAUAGCGCAUUGUUGCGAUACCGUGACCGUGAACUAAAGUGACGCAACUGCGGUUCCUUAUUA